Messenger RNA from Echinostoma caproni, 1827 nucleotides. The record is from the annotation of a GenBank genome assembly. NCBI's taxonomy places the organism in Eukaryota, Metazoa, Platyhelminthes, Trematoda, Plagiorchiida, Echinostomatidae.
AUAAAAGGUGUGGCAACUCUAGUCAACGGUCAUUUGGCAUUGCUACUUCGUACAGCGGUGACAGAACGCAUGCACAACUUGUACUUCCGGAAUAAGAAUUUCUUCACUGUGAAUCAACUAAUGGAUUUGGAUAAUCCGGACCAACGUCUUACUCAAGAUAUCGGAACCUCGUGCACUCUUGUCUCCGACAUUCUACCGUUGUUUUUGAUCAAUCCUAUUCUGGUGGUAGUGUACACAUAUCUAUGUGUCAAUAAUUUUUUCCACACACAAGUGAGAACGUCUGCUGAAGGUGCCGCGUUCCUUGAUGUUGGUCGAUCUGAGCACUACUUUGCCAGCACUGCACUUUGGCGUAUGCUGCAUGCUUUCCGAGUCAGUGUGAAUCGCCAACCGGUUCUCUACUUCUUCACGGAGCUCAGUGCCUAUACAGGUUCCAUCUUAAAUUAUGUGGCCAUUGGAAUCGCUUUGUUCGGCGGAUAUUUCGGUGACCCAUCUGCGGCCGAAAUAACAAACAUUAUUAGUCAGACGAGUUUUUUCUUGCUCUAUUUGAUCAAUAAGUUAACCACUUUGGUUGAUUUGGCCAAUAAAAUUGCUCAACUGGUUGGUGUCGGAUAUCGUGUGGUUGCACUGGAGGAAAAUAUGUUGAAAUACAAGCACCUCACAUCUCCAGCUGCUUACGCCGCUGAAAAACAGUAUUUGACAGACUGGGUCGACGUCCAGGAAAUAAUGCCGGCUCUGCCUUCCACUCGAAUUGACCCCAAUCUCCCAAAUGUGGUAAUGCAAAUAAACCAUAUCACAGUCGCUCUACCCAUGGACAGGAAUUGUGAACUAGUUCAAGAUCUCUCUAUUACUCUUCAGCUGAAUCGCUCAUUACUCAUUACCGGCCCAAGUGGAGUCGGAAAAACCGCAUUGCUCCGUGUUCUGGGGAAGCUGUGGCCUGCGGUGCCCGCUAUCGGUCAGUCCAAUGAAUCCAGCUUUUUCUACCGCUCACCUCGUAUACAACAGCUACUGGUCCCGCAACGCCCGUUCGUCCCAUCUGCAUUCGCAUGCCCGUACGAGUUGUUCAACGUGUUGGAAGAUGAGCUGGAUCAUGAAACGAUCGAGUACACUCUAUCACACGGGUCCAGUGCAUCGUUCCGUGCUUUGUAUUUGGCCUAUCUGUUACUCACAGCGGCCGAAGCACCACCGGAUGUGCAAGAGGAUUGGAAAAAGACAUUCCAUGGGACUGAAAAGUCACCAAUUGGAGAUUACAUGGAGGCUGGCUACAAUCGUUACACAGAUAAUAGCGCGGUAUUUUGCGGUUAUCGUGUGAAUGCUUAUGUGGAGGCUAUGAAGCUGCUGGUGGAAUUCAAACUGACAGAUUCUGCGACUGCCAAGACCGUGACAGACCGGUUAAUCAGGCUGAACGAUCUAAGUUCGAACGGAAAACGAACGGAUGUGUGCAAACUUGGUCGUUUUGGAUGCAAUACAGUGGUACGCGAGUACGACUUUGCCGGAGGCGAAUGGCGUAACUCUUAUUCUCCGGGCGAAAUGCAACGGGUUGUUCUGGCCUCUGUGUGCUAUCGUCGUCCUCAAGUGGCCUUCUUGGAUGAAUCAACCAGUCAGCUGAGCGCAUCUGCCGAAUGUGAUGCGUAUGAAAGUUUGAGAAAACGAAAUAUUACCGUAAUAUCGGUUGGACAUCGUUUGAGUUUAAGACAAUUCCACUCAGAAGAGUUGAUAAUUACUCCGGCCAAUAUUCCAAUCAAUCGUGGCGGCUUGCCACCACAUACCGUCAAAGCUUCCGGACCGAAUUGGGAACACAUUGUCUACGAUUAUCCGGAGAAGUCCUGA